Molecule: messenger RNA, 1374 nt
Organism: Zea mays
Lineage: Eukaryota; Viridiplantae; Streptophyta; Magnoliopsida; Poales; Poaceae
Source: RefSeq, marked predicted
AUAUAAAGAGGAUCUCUGCAAUAAACAAGAUAACAGUCCUAUCAUUUGUCUCUCCCUCUCCACUGAUUCUACUAUUGAGCACUCAACUCUUAAUACGUUAUCAACACUGUCCCAAGAAAGAUCAGAGGAAGAAGGAAGAACACUUGCUAUUCUUGACAAAAACAACAAUAGUGAUAUGCAAAUCAACAGCAAGGUAUGAAGCAAACCAUUUCCAUGCGCAUACGUCGUAUGCACAAAGUUCUGCACAUUGUUGAUGAUGCGAGGUUGGAGGCGUUUGCUGCUGGGCAAGACACAACACUUCCACCAGUGCAUGCCAUCCCUGAACGCCGUGUGCAAGUGCAAAACGUGCACUUCUAUGUUCUCCAUGGAUGGACAGUGGUGGUUCCACUGUCGGUGGUGGAGUGCGGCCUCCCCACUGUGUCCCCGUCACCACCGGUGCCGGUGGGUGACGCGGGGUCAUCUACAUCCGCACCCAUGGACGUCGAUCUAGUGGUACCACCGCCUCCUCGACCCACUACAACGACAGUUGCUUGUCGUUCCCCAUCUCCGCCUACUUUGGUGGUCGUUGGGACCAUCGCUGCCCGUCGUGGACAGCUCCUCGCGCCGUUGAUGCCACGCGCGACCGCAUCAUCUUCACUGGCCACCGCCCAAACGGGGUGGCCCCAUCUUCCUCCCCAAAUGGGAGGGCCUAAUGGCCCUCUGUCCGGCUGGUGGUGGUUGCCGCCACGACGGCCGGUUGGGGGGAGGGGUGGGGGAGCAGGGAUACAGCCCCUGCGCGGGCGCCACUUGGAGCAUCUCCGGUGUGGGCAAGAUCCAGUCGGCCCAUGGCGCUUGGUGCGGCGCAGGACUGGACCAUGGCAGGUGGCUAUGGCACCGACUGCUGUCUCGGGCACGGACGCCGACCGCGGCAUGGCAGCCAUGGCGCGAUGCAAGAAGCCCACCCGGCGGCUCCUCGGUGAGCGCGCUCGGCCGGCGCGGGUGCUUGGCACCAGACUAUGGCUCGCCCCCGGUGCUGGUUCGGUCGGCCCUUGGUAGUGGCGCUCCGGUGCCCGAGGUGGCCCGGCGUGGGGGCGCUCGGCGAGGAAGCCCAGGCGCGACCGUCCGAGGAGAGGAUGGCCAGGCGAGGGCUGGAUCCCGGCGUGGGCACGCUUGGCUCGGAGAAUGGCGCCAGGCGUGGCUCCCAAGCCUGCUCCUUACGUGACCUCCUGGCGUGCGGAAUGAGGUGGCCGGCUGGCGGAAGACUCCUGCUCGUGAAGCAGACAGCCUGUGCGGCGGCGUCAGCCCAGCGGAUCAGGAGCUUGGUGGCGCAGACCGUGGAGGCGCAGACCACACGGCGGCGACGUCGGCUGCAGGGUCUAGGUGGUUAGGGUUUCC